Messenger RNA from Recurvomyces mirabilis, 807 nucleotides. RefSeq lists its product as uncharacterized. The record is from RefSeq and is a predicted model, not a curated record. The transcript is spliced from 2 exons. NCBI's taxonomy places the organism in Eukaryota, Fungi, Ascomycota, Dothideomycetes, Mycosphaerellales, Teratosphaeriaceae. The coding region runs from base 1 to 807 and encodes 268 amino acids.
AUGGUUGGCUUUGCGCUGCUCUACCAUGACGAAAUGGGCGACGAACAGAAUCUCAUCGCGCUCUGCGAGAGUGGAGAGGUUGAUCCUAAGGCUUUGAUCAGCGCGGAUGAUUUGAACGAUAAGUCGAAAAGCGACGUAGUGGGCAAGAGUCUCGCUGCUUUCCAGAUCGGAUAUUUCCUGGUCGUCGUGCUUGAGCGAGUAGCGGCCGGUUUGACCAUCAGCCAGCUUGAAUUGGGCGUAUGUGGCUUCGUCGUAUGCUCAAUUGCGAUUUACGCAGCUUGGUUUCACAAGCCGAAAUCCGUGCAAACAGUCAUGGUACUCAAGCGGUACGAUGACCGCAUACCUGGUGAGGUGAUGAAAGUGAUCGAGGACACAAGCCACGCACCAGAUGACUGGUCGGGUACACGGGUUUCACCUGGGACCAGAAUCAGAAACCAUGCCGAUCACAUCGACUCUGCUGCUGGAUCAAUACAUCCCCUGUCUCUGGCCGCUAUCGCACUAAGGGGGGUACAUCUAGCAGGCUGGCGUUUCAGCUUUCCAUCUGUAAUCGAUCAAUGGAUUUGGCGCGGAACUUCCAUCACCUCCACUGCGGCCGUGCCCCUAGCAUUGACUGCCUCGUACUUUUUCCACAGGGGAAAAUAUCCUACGCUUCAUGUGAUCAGUGAUGUGAUAAUCCUGGUAUUUGGCAUAAUGUACGUAUUGUCCCGACUUGCCCUCAUGGUUGAGAUGUUCCGCGGCCUCUUCUACCUCCCACCAGAUGCGUUCAAAGCAACAAGCUGGGCCACGAGCAUCCCGCAUAUUGGAUAG